Messenger RNA from Lutzomyia longipalpis, 3319 nucleotides. It is a transcript of the gene eff, whose product is annotated as ubiquitin-conjugating enzyme E2-17 kDa. Bases 533 to 976 code for a protein of 147 amino acids. Gene Ontology annotation, biological process: ubiquitin-dependent protein catabolic process; protein polyubiquitination. Gene Ontology annotation, molecular function: ubiquitin conjugating enzyme activity. The record is from RefSeq and is a predicted model, not a curated record. The transcript has 6 exons. NCBI's taxonomy places the organism in Eukaryota, Metazoa, Arthropoda, Insecta, Diptera, Psychodidae. Gene Ontology annotation, cellular component: nucleus.
AACAGUGGGUGAUUCAGUCGACGAAAACUUGACUUUUGGUGUAACGCGAGUGAUUCAGCCGCCAGGAGGCGAAAAAUUGUUUGUGAAUAAAUUGCCAAUUACUGUGCGAAAUAUUUACUAUUUUUGGCUAUAUUUACACUUUAAUAUCAAAAGAAAAUCAUUAGUGAAAAUUAUUUGAAAAAGAAAAAUAAAGAAAAUUAUCUCUGCUGCUUAUGCUCAACGGCGUAUGCUUUACGUGCUCGACACCCUUCGGAUUCAUUCGGGAUUCCAAUUCGACAAAGUGACAAUCACUCGGUUCCCUCAUUUCCGUCUCAUUGGAUCUUUUCUGAAUCAUUUUCUCUCCCAGCUACACACGUGCUCUGGUGGAGUUUUGAGAAAAAUAUCUCCGCACGAGAAAAACCAACUCACGUAGUGCCCACUUCGUUUUCAUCAGCCAUCUUGGGAUUUCAAUCAAAAAGUUCGACGAACGACGGCCCAUAUUCCAUUGUCUGGUGUAGAAAAACCAGAGAUAAAUUAAUAUAGUACAGUCGAAAUGGCGUUAAAAAGGAUUAAUAAGGAACUUCAAGACUUGGGCAGAGAUCCGCCUGCACAAUGCUCAGCAGGACCCGUUGGGGAUGAUCUUUUUCAUUGGCAAGCAACAAUUAUGGGACCGCCUGAUAGCCCGUAUCAAGGAGGUGUGUUUUUUCUAACAAUCCACUUUCCAACAGAUUAUCCGUUCAAACCGCCAAAAGUGGCUUUUACAACACGUAUAUAUCACCCGAAUAUAAACAGUAACGGAUCAAUUUGUCUCGACAUACUAAGAUCUCAGUGGUCACCAGCAUUAACUAUUUCAAAAGUUUUGUUAUCUAUUUGCUCUCUGCUCUGUGAUCCAAAUCCAGACGAUCCUCUGGUACCAGAGAUUGCCAGAAUAUACAAAACUGAUCGAGAAAAAUACAAUGAGCUGGCCAGAGAGUGGACAAGGAAGUAUGCUAUGUGAUGCGUUCCACGAGAAAAUAUGAUCCGUCAUAUAAUAAUAAUAAUGAAUCAUGGAAUAAUAUUAUUAUUAAUGCGACAACACAAGAAAGAACAACAAAAAUUGGCAUAUGAAUACGAUGGUGUGAACGGCAGCAGGAUUGAUAAUAAUAUUGAAAAGAUACAGAAUUUAAUGCAAUUUUUUUCUAUCUAAACUUUUUUUUCAAUUCUUAAAUUGCAUCAAAUAAAAUUUGAAAGAAAAAAAUUGAAAAUCUUUUUGAAGAAAAAAAUACCUUUUAUAAUAAACAAACUCACUUCUUUCCUCCGUUUUUCCUCUUUAGUUUUUUUUUCCUCUAAAUUAUUGUACAUGUUUUCAAAAAUUUCUGCGCACGGAGAUAGCAAAAUAGAAGAAAAGUCAAGAAAAAAAACAUCCUCACUUAGCAUAAAAAAUAUAUAUUAAAAAAAUAAUUAUUAAAAAAAGAAAAAUGGUAAAAAGACGUGUACGAACUUCAUUUUGUUAGGUUUUUUUUUUCUUUUCAAAUCCGUAUGAAAGUUAUUUUAGUUAGUUUAAAUAAUGUAUCCAGCAUUUAAGAAAAUAAUUAUGUAUAUUUAAAACAAAAAAACUUGAGCAAGAGAAAGAAAAUACCACCAAAAUAUACAAUAAAAAAAUAGUCAAAAUUUAAAACAAAAUGAUAUAGUUGUGAAAAACUCCUUUCUGAAAGAAACAAAAAAUAACUAUCUCUUCAAGGCUUUCUUCUUUUAUUCUUUAGUUUAAUUAAUUCACGCACUUGAGAGUGAGAAAAAUAAUUAUAUUAAAAAAAAUGAAUGUUAGGUACCAUGUGAAAAAAAAAGAAACAUAAUAGUCUUGUAAUAUGAACUGUGGUUAGUUUAUAUUGCAAUAGAUGAGCAAAUUAUUGCCAAAGUACCAUGUAAAAGCAUCGAAUUUUGUUUAGUAAAAUGGAAUUUUAUUUUGCUCCUUUUUUUUAAUUAUGAUAAUAGAUUUUUUUUAAAGACAAGAAAGAACAAUUUAGAUGGAAUAUAAUAAUUUUACAACAAUUGAAGAUAUAAAGAAACCCCUAAAUUAGUUUUAAUAUCGAAAUUUCUUUUAAUACCCUUUUCUAUGGAAAUAUGUAAAACAAAAAAUCUUUUGGCAAAUAUUUGGAAUUAUAAGUUUAAAGAAAAAUUAGUUUUUCCCUCCUUGAUACAACAAAAAACUUCUACAUAAAAGUUUGUAGUGUUGAAAUUGCCACAACUGUGUGGUGUGUCAACUUGCAAGAAAAAGUGACUUUUCCUUUUUAAAUUAUGCUAUAUCAUACAUUGUAAAAUAUAAAUUUUAAAUAUAAUAAUAAAGAAGAAAAAAAAUAUAAAUAUGUACUAGUGAUUGUGAACACGAAAAAUUUGUAAUUAGACCAUCAUUGCUCUAAAAAAAAUUACAUUAGAAAAAAACUUAUAAUUCUUAAACAAAAUAUUUCUACUGGAAUUACUGUAAAAUCACAUUUAAAGCAAAAAAAAAAUAUCAGAACAAAAUUCUUUUGAUGCAUAAAAGAAAAAUUGUUUGUGAAAAUAGGUAAUACAUUAAAUAAUAUAAAUAUUUUUAAAAUAAUUUAUUGAUUGGAGACCUUGUAGUAUUUUUUUUGUUUCUUUUAAUAUAUAUUUCUUUUUUUAUAUUUUUGCGGUACUUAUUGAGUAAAAAAAAAGUGAAAUUCGAAAUAAUCUUAUAAAAUAUCAAGUCAGUGUGUUUCUAUGAGGAAAAGGAGGUAAAUAAAGACAUUUCUUUUUUUCAAGAUAGGCAUUGACAAUUUGAGAUAAAAAAAAAAUAUGGCAAAAAAAAGUGGAAAGCGUUUUUCAUAUUCCUAUAUUUGUUGUUGGACUGCUCUAACUAAAUGUGUUGCAAUUAAAUUAGUAAUAAUAUUAUAGGAUGAAAACAACUGAUGAGAGAACAGGAUGAUAAAAAAUGGACGGUAAAAUAAAUGAGAGAAAAGGCAUAAAUUACAUAAAAAAAAUUGAAGUUCUUUUUGUAGUCGAAAUUAUUUCAAUUACAAACUCAAAAAAAAAAAUCGAUUGUCUUUUAUUCUACAAGAAAAAGAAAUAAAACAACAAAAAAAAAGAUCAGAAAAGCAGUAAUUUAAAUAAGUUAAUUUAUAUAUAUUGAAAUAAUACCGUACAGAUGAAUAAAAAAAAUGAGAAGGGAAUUUAUGAACCUGUAGCAUUGAUUUUUUUUUCUAAUUGAAUACACAUCUCUUUGUAUACAGAUAUUAAUAUUGCUGAAAAUUGGGCCAACUGAGUCGUAGGAAAACCUUUUUUUUUCUAAAAUAAUUAUUUAUUGUGUUAUUGAAGAAGAAACCGAAUAAAAUUGCAUUAAACUCUC